Arvicanthis niloticus (Nile rat) is the source of this 3051-nucleotide messenger RNA. NCBI's taxonomy places the organism in Eukaryota, Metazoa, Chordata, Mammalia, Rodentia, Muridae. The record is from RefSeq and is a predicted model, not a curated record.
AUGUUUAAAACUUCUCUGUAGUCACUUUCUGCUAAGCUCAGCAUCAGCCAGAGGGAAGUAAAAAUUCAAGAAGGACCUCUGUACAGAGCCAAAGGUUAUCCUGUCAGCAUCAGUUGCAACGUAAGUGGUCAUCAGGGUCCUUCCACACAGGAUUUCCAGUGGUCUAUUUACCUGCCAAGCACCCCGACCAAGGAAGUCCAGAUCAUCAGUACCAAGGAUGCCGGCUUCUCUUACGCAAUGUAUGCCAGGAGGGUGCAAAGCAAGGAGAUCUACAUAGAGAGGCUGCAGGGCGACUCGGUCCUGCUGCAUUUCUCAAAACUCCAGAUGAAGGAUGCUGGCGAGUACGAGUGCCACACACCCAACACGGAUGGGAAGUACUUUGGAAGUUACAGUGCGAGGACAAAUCUAACUGUGAUUCCCGACACGCUGUCUGCCACCAUGCCCUCCCAGACGCUCAGUAAGAAGGAAGGCGAGCCAUUAGAACUCACCUGCGAGGCAACCACAGCCACGGUUCAACAUACCCAUCUCUCUCUCACCUGGUACCUGAUGCAGGAAGGAGGAGGGAGCCAAGCCACUGAGAUCAUUUCCCUCUCAAGGGAUUUUGUAUUGACCCCUGGGUCCUCCUAUGCAGACAGGUUUGUGGCCGGCGAUAUCCGGCUAAACAAACUUGGAGCCACUCUCUUCAAGCUGUCCGUGGGUAGGCUCCAGCCCUCAGAUCAAGGCCAAGUGUUCUGUGAGGCCACAGAAUGGAUUCAGGAUCCAGAUGAAACAUGGACUUUGAUCACAAGAAAGAAGACAGAUCAAACAGCUCUGAGGAUCCAGCCAGCAGCAAGAGAUUUUGAAGUGAGCAUCACGGCCAGUACCUCGCCUGGUGAAGGAAAACCCUUGGAAUUGGUUUGUCUGGUUGUCGGCAGAGAUGGUGACCCACAGCUUCAGGGCACUUGGUUCCUCAAUGGGAAGGAAAUUGCCCAGAUUGAUGCUGGUGGAGUCCUGAACCUGAAGAGAGACUACAGAGACAGAGCAAGCCAAGGACAGCUACAGGUUUCAAAGUUAAGUGCCCAGACUUUCUCUCUCAAGAUCUUCUCCAUGGGUCCAGAGGACAUAGGUGCCUACGGCUGUGAAGUGGCAGAGCUGGUAAGGACUCAGCCGGGCUCCUGGCAGGUACUUCAGAGAAAGCAUUCACCAGGCUACCAGGUGCAGCUGAGGGAGCCAGCAGCAAGAAGUGUGGCCGUGUCCGCCGAGCAGUGUGCCGUGUGGGAAGGAGAGACGCUUACCCUCCUCUGCACAGCAGCUGGAGAUGCAAGUGCUCUGUCUGUGAGUUGGUGGCUCACCCCACAGGACCAGACCACACCUGUGUUUGUGGCUGGCAUGGGGCAAGAUGGUACUGUGCAGCUGGGAGUCUCUUCUCCGGGCCCUGGGUACCAUGGUAACAGGAGGUUGGAGAAAGUGGACUGGGCCACCGUUCGGCUGGAAAUUGCUUCUGCCAUGGUCACAGACAGCGGUGCCUAUGAAUGCAGAGUGUCAGAGAGACCCCAGAACCAGGCCAAAGAUCUGCAAUCAACCCAGAAGAUUUCAGUCACUGUAAAACCUCUAAAAUCAAGUUUACGAGUUAAUCUGAUGAGCCGUCAGCCACAAGUGAUGUUAGCCCAUACCUUCGACCUGUCCUGCAUAGUAAGGGCCAACUACUCGGACCUCAAGCUGCCAUUCUCGGUAACGUGGCAGUUCCAGCCAGCUGGCUCUGGAGCCUUUCAUCAGCUUGUUCGGAUCGCCCACAAUGGCACAGUUGAAUGGGGGGACAUCUUCUCCCAGCUCCACAGGAAGACGAAGGUGUCACAGUCUUUCUUUCAUUCUCAACUCCAAAUCCACGAUGCUGCCAUGGAGGAAACAGGGGUGUAUCAGUGUAAAGUGGAGAUUUAUGACAGAAAUUCCAUGUGCACAAGAGGUCCAGCCAGGGUAUCUGCCACCUCUAACCUAGUAAUGAUUAGUGUCACCUUUCCAGAGAGCAAACUGAGAGUGAACUCAAGCAGUUGGGUCCAAGAGCUAUCCAUCGGCUCCAGUACUCAAAUAGAAUGUGCCAUCUUGUCCCGAUCUGCUGGAACCCUUCCGUUAUCCAUCAUCUGGUACUUCUCUUCCAUUUCUGCAAAUGCAUCCUAUCUGAAAAUCCUAGAAAUGGACCAAACCAAUGUUGUAAAAUAUGGGGAUGAAUUUCAAACCCCUCGGAGCAAGCAAAAAUUUUAUUCUGAGAAAGUUUCUCAAGACUUAUUUCUGCUGAACAUUCUGAGCGUGGAGGACAGUGACCAGGGCCACUACCACUGUGCCAUAGAAGAAUGGCUCUUGUCCACAAAUGGAAGUUGGCAAAAGCUUGAAAGAAAGACUUCAGGACUCACAGAAUUGAAACUCAGACCCACAGGAAGUCGGGUCCAUGUCUCCAAAGUGAGCUGGACAGGAAACGCUACCGAGUAUGGAGAGGCGGGCUUCAGCUGCAGCCUAGACAGCUCAGGCAGCACAGCCUCACUGUACUCUGUGACAUGGUACCAGAGCAGAGGAAUCAUAGCCACUGCUGCCACCGGGAGUCAAAUGCUGGUGCACCUGCAGUAUGAUGGCUUGCUGCAAUAUGGCCAAGAAGGGAGUAGGAGGCUCCUGCACUGCUACCGAUCCUCUCCCACAGACUUCAUCCUGAAGCUGCAUCGGGUGGAAAUGGAGGAUGCUGGGAUGUAUUGGUGCAGGGUGGCUGAGUGGCAGCAACAUGGCCACCGAGGCAAGUGGAUCAACCAAGCCUCAGAUGAGUCACAACGAAUGGUGCUCAGGGUACUGCACUCAGAGCCCACGUUCUCUUCCCGGAUCUGCUCCUCGGGACCCUUACUCCACUUCCUCAUCGUCUGCCCCUUCAUCAUGCUGCUCCUUCUGUUCACAUCCUUCUUCUGCUUGUACUGGAAGGCCAGGAAGCUGUCACAGCUAAGUCUCAGUGCAAAGAAAGAAAAGGCUCUCUGGGUGGGCAUGAGAAGGACAUCACUUCGAAAGGAUGCAGCAGAGGAGGGUGAAGGCUACUGA